AUGGCGGUCAAGGGACCGGAGUGUUCAAUCUGUCUUGAAGGUUACAAUGACCAAAGCAAAUGUCCUCGGAUACUGCCUUGUGGACACAGCUUUUGCCAGAUUUGCCUGGAGAGACUACUCCAUCGUAACAGCAUUCAUUGUCCCACAUGCAGAAAACCAGUCGGAGUUCCUACCGGCGUCGCGGGAAUGCCAAGGAAUUUUGCAUUAUUGGAAAUAGUGAACGAAACACCCAAUGAACAUGCUGGAAAUAUAGGACAUCCACUAGGCUCGUACGAAUGUGAAGCUUGUGAUGAGAAGCACCCUUCUACUUUCUGUUGCCUUGACUGCAGGGAAAACAUGUGCAAAACUGCGGCUCAGUUUCAUACUCGCAACAAGGCAAGUCGUGAUCAUCGGGUUGUUUCCCUUGAGGAGCUGAAAGCAAACCCUCGGUUGACUUCUGUAUCUGUUCUUUGUCCAGAACAUAACGAUCAAUUCCGUUUUUUUGACGAAAAUUGUGGCCGUGUUAUUUGUAGAGACUGUUACGCCCUUAAUCAUAGCAGGCACAAGAGUUUAGCUCUGGAUGAAGCUGCUUCAAAGUACCGACAGGAAAUGGAGGAGCUUGUCACCAAAGCCAGCACUCAAGUCGAAAAGAUUAAAGUUGCUGAAGCUCAAGUGAUGAAAGAAGUUGUUUUCAUGGAGAAAGCUUACAAAGAACGGCAUGCUGAAAUAAAAGGCUUUUUUAAAGAAGUAAGGCAUCUCUUUUUAUCAUUAUAUCGAAAGAUCGAGAGGGAAGCGAAACAUUAAUCAAUUUUUAAUUACUUACGAAUUUCGUUUAGCAUUUUUGUUUUAUGCUGCCAGUUACAUCAAGAAACAAAACUUCAUGUUCUGAACGUGGCAUGCAAAAACCAGUGAUUUGUUAAUACUUAAUGAUAAUAAGAAUAAUAACGAUAAUGAUAUUUAUUAACUUAUAUAACGCUAAUAUUUAUAUACGUAUUCUUUAACGUAUUAAAAUAUCAGGGAAAAAUUUGUGUUCGUAUUAAAAAUAUUUACAGGUUAUCAGUGAGAUAAAAAAUAUAAAAAACAACAAAAUAUCUUAAAACGCUUCCCUAAAUAAAUAAGUCUUACUGAAGUGCUUUCUUAAAGAAUUAACCAAGUAAAAUAACACAUGCCAAAGCUUAGCUUAUGUUAGGUGUCGGGGUGCCGCUACGGCACAAAAACGAUCGGUAGUCAACCGCUCGGCUCGCUUCUCUCGUCGAAGUUUUUUGCUGUUUCUCCCCACUAAUACUACGUAUAUUGUAUAAAUGAUAAAAAAGCUGCACUGACAUGAUUAUUGAAACCAUUGAACGUAUUUCAGUAAACGCACUUCGUAGCUAGCCUCCCACGCAGAAGUUAUGCGCAUGACGAAGUCCUAAGCAGCUCGGCUAUUAAAGAACGUCUGCGUUGGAGGAUACUGGUACCACGCCUGAGUACCACGUACGCUUAUGAUAAGGUACUGAGUGCAGACGUCUCCUAUUUCCUAAUACUUCCGGCUUGCACGCAGGUUCGCAUAACGUCAAGACGCGGACGUAUCCACAGUUUUUUUUUAUCUAGAUUGUUUGUUUGGAAUAGGUCUGCGGAUAUUACACAUGCAGUGUGUCUUUUCUUUUGUAUGUUUAUAGCUUCAUUCUGCGUUAAAUAACCGCGAGGAAGUUCUGAUUGCUAGGUUGGUGGGUCUAUAUCAUCACAAGGUAUCCAUUCUCAUGGGCCAGCGAGACCGUUUGCAACAAAACCAAGCAUGUUUAGAGAAUGCACUUCAACGAGCAAAGACCUCCAUCCAAUCUCCUAGCGAUGUUGAAUUCCUUCUCAGCAGGCAGGCUAUAGUGUCUACACUCGAAACCAAAGAAAGCUACUCUAUGGUGCUUGAGCCAGAGGCCCAGUUUUUGCCGGAGUUCACUAAGGACAACAGUAAGGAGGAAAAGAAAAGCAGAAAGGUAAGAAUGAUUCGGAUUUAUCAGAUCUAGAAGCAUCGGUCCAUUUUCACCUGAAUUUUCUACAAUUAAAUGUAGUUUUAAUGUUCAAUUUACAAUAAAAACUGGGUUAUUUUUCUUACUCCCGCUCCGGAAAUUGACUCAAACUCCUGAUAAGUCGAACUUUUUUCGAUCUCCCUCGAAGGUUCAUGUUAUUGGGAGUCUACCGUAGUACACACACACGUCACUGCUUAUUCUCUCACUUCACAAAUAUAUUUCUUUACGAACUUAUCCAACAGUUGUCUUAAAUGUGGUUGUCACAAAUCAGUCAGUUAUGUUAAGUAAAACUGCUAAGAAAGCGAAAGAGCGAAGGAAAUCGAGUGUUAUUAAAUGAGUUUUUCAAAAUUGUGAAAAUUAAAGUUGUAAAGAAUGAAAAAUAGGCAAACUCACUGCAACGAUCUCUCUCAGUCUAACUUCAUGCGUCACGGUGGUUCCAACAAGAGUAUAGAGGUGCUUAUUCAGAGCGCAGGCGACAUCAGUGACGUAUCAACAUGUGCGGCAAGGACUACUGCAACUGGCCUCGGAACAAGAACUGCAAACCCUGGAAUGAAGGCGACAUUCACUAUUAUUUCUUACGACAGCCAAAAUUGCCAACGCAAGCUAGGCGGCGACGUUUAUGAGGUGAAACUGAAGUCAGAUGUACGAGGAGACGAAAUAAAGGUAGAUUUGAACGACCAAAAGGAUGGAACUUACUUGGCAGAAUAUACUAUCCCCCUCGACAGGUGGUAUGGUAGUUUGACAUUGUCCGUGUGCUUGCGAGGUGCACACAUUAGAGGCAGCCCUUUUGCUAUAAACGCUGAGAUAAUAAAAAAAUCGGGUAACAAGGCCGUGCGAAAUAACACUCCUUUUUGACUAAGUGCGAGGAAGCGACCACGGGAAAAGGAAAGACGAGGUCUCGCUCGCUUUGUUCUCCUUCCUGCCAUCUUUUUCUAAUCCUUUGCCGGCUUGUAAAUGUUCGUAGAGAGAGGAAUCUGGAAACGAGUCUGUUAAGACUUUUAAAAAAGGCGGCACAAACUACCAGCCCCUUGUUCGAGUCGUGAAAGUGUUGAUUCAAGUGGUGCAACUUACACUUUGAGAAAAGAUUUUCUAUUCUUGUGCGGUUUGAGUACUUUAAAAAUAUUCCGCAACGGCUUUGGGCAACACAUGCAGAAUAAAUUAUUAUUUUUGAAAAAAUAUGACCUGGAAAUUGUAUGAUAGUGCUUCAAAUGUCAACUUUAAACAUUUCGCUUUUAGCUUUCAGUUAAUUUUAGACAAAUUUGAUACUAUUAAAAAACCAAUGAAAAAAAACCACCACAAUCCUUAUAGUUUUUCCUUUCAUUUUUGAAUUAGGUAAUCCCGAAGAGGUUUAAAUAACAAAAGCUCAAAUUUGCACAAAGAAGCAAACCAUCUAAGGAUUCUGGUCGUAGUAGUCAAAGACGUCAUCGUGAAAAUGGCCAUGCAGCUGUAAUUGUAACAACAAGAAAACCAAUAACAGCGAAGAAAGAAGUACAAAUUACUGUAAGCGUAGGAACCGAAUAUUAAGCAACAGCAACGUAGAAUUUAGGACUCAUAGUGUUUGACUGAUUUUGCUUUUUUAAUUUGGAUGGGCGUAUCAAUAUAAUGAUCUUCCAGUGUGUUCAAAACAUCAAGAAAUCUAGGUUUUUAAUCUAUUCUUUAAAAGAUGGCAGACAUUGCAAGGCAUCCACUUCCACAGCUUUAAGCCCCAAAGCGGGAGAAAGACAGUUUAUACAAUUUGAGUUCAGAUCUGUUACCAUAUAAACUUCCUAAAGUAGAUGCUCUUAUGUAGCAUUAUGAUGUAAGAGUGAGAACUGCUUGUUUUUUUGGAAUAGAUUUAGAAUGUUAAACUACAUUGUAGUUGUGUACAUCGUGUAUAAGAUUAAAUAUUGUUUAAGAUAUAUACAAAGCUCUAGGGUAAAACGUUGGCGUCAAUUUAGUAUUAGAGAGGUUAAGCAUCAAGUUUACGUCAAACGGAAAACGCGAAUUUUUACACGUGACCAAGUUUUUUCGUUUACUGUACAUUAUUUCUACACUUAAGUUAGCACUUUCACGCAAUUUUUUGUCCAUUAGAAUUGUUUUUAUCUGUUUCCAUCUGCUUUUCCAUUUUCUAUUUUGAGGAAUUCUCAACUUGAAUCUGACGUUUAAACUCUCUGUUGCAUGAUCACGUAUACCCAGGAGAUAGAGUAUCCGAAGAACUCUUUUAUGUAGUGACUUUGAAGCCGAGCAACUCAAUAUGUGACUAUAACGAUAAAUUAGUACAUAUAGAUACAUACAAACUUUAUUUAAGUGUCGGAGUCUUCUAUUGCCUAAGGAGACCCACUAAUCGGGGACACUUUUACUUAAAAAUUAAUUAUUGCAACACAAUAUUAAGAUUUAUAACUAUAGCUAAACGAAUUUUUUCAAAGUUUUUGUAGCAUGAUAAUGCCCGUAUUGAAAAUAUAUAAGUUAAUACAAGAUAUCGGCUUCUAAAAAUCCAGCUCAAUCCAAAUCGCAGUCAAUGAUCAACUAUCCAAGACUUCUAAAUAAUCUUACAAUAUACUUCUCAUCUAGUGAUAGAUAAGUUAAAAAAACAAGUGUUGCCGCGCUACAAAAUGAUGCAACCUAACAUGCAUGAGCCAAUUGGGUUACCAUCAAUCUGAAUAAUUAUUAUGUUUAUAGGCUUUUAUCAUCCAAAAUGCUGAGAUAUUUAGAUCCAAGGGUAGCAUUUUCACUUCUUUUCUUUGUUAAAUAUAAAGAUAUCAUUAGGUUUGUGAUUAAGGCCUCUUUAGCUUAGGAUAAAAGAGUUAGUUGAUAGGUUAGUUCAUUAGAUAAACGUCGGUAUAUGCACGUGUAAGAAUCCGCCGAAUUUACUCCUGAGUUGAAGUAUAUCAAAGGCCAUGGGAAAAUCUGUUACUUUGGUCUGUGAAAAGGUCCAAAAAGGGCUAACAGAUACAUUUUACUUUACUACUUAUUUUUUAUGAAAAACUCAAGAAAACGUUGUGACUACUCUCGUUCUGGUUUUGUGAUUUGUUCAUAUUUUAGAGAGGGUGCAUCGCCAGCAGUUGAAAGGUAUGUGAAAGCGGUACCACUUGUCAAUCACUGGUAAAGGAAAAAAUACUUUUCUGUCGAAAACGGUAUAUAUGAAAGGGAGCCUCCUCGUAAAAUAUUAUUUGACCUGGCCGGGCUUAAUCAGUCCACGUGAUACAAAGGCUAAUAAACCUCUGUACUUAGGUAAUGCGCACAGUGCGCACGACACCGUAUGUGUGGCUUUGUCUCUUAUUAAGGAAAAUUAAAGUUUUGUCGAAAGGCUAAAAGUGGCGUCAUUUUUAACGCGGCAUGCAACAUGCAGAAUUUAAUUAGAAGGGGAUGACUUGAGUGCGAGAAGCGGGCACACUGAUGAGUUGAUAACCAAGUACAGGUAAAGAUAAUGGAGACGAGGCUAUGGGGAGUGAAACUUCCGAAAAGUUUCAUGGCUGGGUGGGAGUGUUGUUGGUGUUCCUGCUCCUGUUUUUUAACUUAAAAGGAAGCAACAAGGUUACCCUGGGUGCCAGAGACGUCCGGCUUCUGUCAAGUUUUUAGAGUGACCAGCGCGAAAAUUUUUUUUUUUUUUUUCUGGACCUCCCCUCCCCUCCCCUCCCCUGCAAAAGCAAUGUCACAUCAUCACGUGACCAAAAUAGUUCACAGCGGGAACAUCAGUGGAGAGACUGAUUGUGAUGGCAGUGAUGGUCAACGCACUUGCUUUAUUGAUCCUUUUGCGUCAGUUAAGGUACGUACAACUUCUUUAAUUAAAAUAUUGCAAGGUACAGCUUAUUGUUAGGCAAUGGAAUAGACUAAUUCACGCUUAUUCUCCUAUCGCUUACCUCGGUGAUGCUGUUUACCUACGUACGCAAGUCGUCACAUUUUGUUUGGAAAAUUGUUGAUUAUCAAGUUCAAUCUGUGGAUGAACUCUUAUUGCUUUAUCAUUCUUGCAUUCCUCUCUUUCAAUUAUUUCAUUUGGUGUUAUCAACUUAAGUCAAAGUGCUUCCACCCGACUGAAUGUCCUGAGCAAUCUUGCUUUGGACUCCCCACCGCCCCCGUCCCCUCCCCCGUCCCCCUCCCAGGAAUUUCCAUUCCAAGGGCUGCUUGUCAGACCCCCCAACCCCCUGAGAUUCCCUUAAAUUUUCCAACUUGGUUAGGCACCCCCGGAAAGAAUGUUUCCAUCAAAAAUGCUUUUACACUUGUCUAUAAUGCAAAAGUUAUUGUUUCUGCAAUAAAGAGAGAAAAAAUCAUUUUCACACUAAACACCAAGUGGACUUCAAUAAUUACUUUCUUGCAGCUAAAACCUGUUUGAAGAAGGCUUAGAGCAGGACCAAAUUAAAAUGAAUACUAAUAUAAUUUUGCUUAUAUUGUGUUCUGCAGCAACAGUUAGAUUAAACUGGAAGUUUUAUUCAUAAGCCAAUUACAACUAUCUAUCUCAUAAGCUGCGGAAAAAGCAUUCUGCCAACCCUAAAUAAAAGAUCAUCAAUGAAAACAAUAGCAGAGCAGCUGCUAGUUUUUUAUAACUCACCAAUCUUACUCGCGGUCUCCAAAAACAAGACCUUGAGAAGCCACCCCACACUCCCCCCGGAAAUUGCCUCCUUUUGGACUCCCCUCCCCUCAAAAUUUUUUACCCUCUGAGGGGGUUUGGAUAUUUUCUGGACUCGACAUUGCAUUGGAAGCAAAAAUAUGUGCUUGAAACAUGCCUAACUAUAAUCUCACGUCACUUUACUCUAUACAGUCUCAAUCUUUCCCUUUGAAAUUGUUCAGCAGGGCUUCUGCAUGUCAUAUGAAAAAGAGACUAUGGUUUAAGAGACCAUGGCAAAAGUGUCAAGCCCAAUUGCAUAAAGCAGCCACUUGCGUAUUCAAUAUAAAACAGGACUAGUACACUUAUGAAUCAGCUAUGGGUACUCUUAGGGUACGCUAAUCUUAGUUCUUACUUCUAGCCUUCUGGGGUAUAAUGUUGUGUAUAGGGGCUUACUUAGAGGUACCAAGCUUUGUCAUAGUUACUUUGACUGACUGAGUUUUACAUUUGAUGUAAAACUAUCAGUAGGGUUAAAGAAUGUGUUUAUUAGUUUUAUAAAAUAUGCAGCUUUAGAUCAAAUUUGAACAGCUGCAUCUGUUUUCUAAGAAUUCUCAUAUUUGCUUCAUGUUCUUCAGUCCAUUGUUGUUCUUCAUAUAUCUUCUUUAUGUCCUUUCCUCUAUCUCAUCUUUCAAUAACAUUGUCCAACUAGUAAUAGAAAGGAUCCUCCAAAUUAUACCAGGGGUGGGGGGGGAGGAGGAGUACCAGCAACUGAACAGUUAUGCCGAUGAAAGCAAUGAAAGUGAAGACACUGAGUUGACUAAAACAUACUGAAUUAGCGAGAUCCUUUUUUCUUUUUAUUUUAGUUUUCAAUAAAACUUACUUUUUCAUUCAUUUGUGGAAAUUAUUGGUUAUUUAUUCAUUUUAGGCAAUGACAUCAAAGAUACCAGUGUCCAAUCUGCUUUGAACAUUACAAUGACCAAAGCAAUGCUGCCUUGACUGUAAAGAAAACAUGUGCAAAGCUGCAGCUCAGUUUCAUACUCGCAACAAGGCAAGUCGCGAUCAUCAAGUUGUUUCCCUUGAGGAGCUAGAAGCAAACCCUCAGCUCACUUCUGUAUCCUUCAUAUGCCAAAAACACAAUGAUAAAUUCCGGUUUUUUGAUGAGAAAUGUGGUCAUGCAGUUUGUAGGGAAUGCGUCGCUCUUGAACACUUUGGUCACUUGUGUUUACCACUUGCUGAAGCUGCCUCCAAGUAUAGAAAGAUGUAA
This is a messenger RNA of Porites evermanni, 7765 nucleotides long. The record is from the annotation of a GenBank genome assembly. NCBI's taxonomy places the organism in Eukaryota, Metazoa, Cnidaria, Anthozoa, Scleractinia, Poritidae.